UCGAGCCAAUGCCGCCAAUAACUUAUCAUGCUCCGGCACUGCACCGGCGGCGAAGCCUUGUCUGCUACGUUUUCCUCGUCAUACUAACCCUAAUUUUCAUCGUAGCUACAGGGUUUCUCAUUACCUGGAUCGUAACAAAACCCAAGAAACUUCAUUACACUCUUGAAAACGCGUCAGUCGAGAAAUUCAACCUAACUGACGACAAUCACGUGUCCGGUACAUUCAAAUUCACCAUCCGAUCACAGAACCCUAAUCACAGAAUCUCUGUCUACUACAACUCCGUCGAGAUAUUCGUAAAGUUCAAGGAUCAGACGCUUGCGUUCGACACAAUAGAGCCGUUCCACCAACCACGGAUGAACAUUACGCAGAUUGAUGACACGUUGGUUGCGCAAAACGUUCCCGUUUCUAAAUCCAACGGUAAGAAUCUGAGGGCUCAAACUUCGUUGGGAAAGAUUGAUCUUGAAGUGUAUGUCAAGGCGAGGGUUAGGUUUCAAGUCGGGAUAUGGAAGUCAUCACAUCGUACGGUUAAGAUUGAGUGUUCUCAUGUCACGGUCUUUUUGUCGAAUUCAAACCAAUCCCAAAAUAGUUCAUGUGAUGCUGAUACUUAG
Molecule: messenger RNA, 608 nt
Organism: Eutrema salsugineum
Lineage: Eukaryota; Viridiplantae; Streptophyta; Magnoliopsida; Brassicales; Brassicaceae
Exons: 1
Coding region: 9-608 (199 amino acids)
Cellular component (GO): plasma membrane
Source: RefSeq, a predicted model, not a curated record